Molecule: messenger RNA, 741 nt
Organism: Misgurnus anguillicaudatus (oriental weatherfish)
Lineage: Eukaryota; Metazoa; Chordata; Actinopteri; Cypriniformes; Cobitidae
Source: RefSeq, a predicted model, not a curated record
ACAGCUUCACUAAAAAGAUUACAAAUAUAUGAUAGGCAUGAUAUGCAUAUUAUCUUUGGAGCACUCAGAAACAACACAAGAAUAACAAUGCGAAGAUUUCUUCUUACUUUGAUUUUAGUCUGUGCUCUGAGUUCUCCAUCUGAAUUGUUAAGAUUGGUCAAUGGCUCUGAUUCCUGCUGUGGAAGAGUGGAGAUCCUUCACAAUGACACAUGGGGAACUGUGUGUGAUGACGACUGGGACUUAACAGAUGCUGAUGUUGUGUGCAAACAAUUAAACUGUGGAAGAGCCAUCAGCGCCCCUCACAGUGCAGCAUUUGGUCAAGGAAGUGGAAAGAUCUGGCUGGAUGAUGUUGGAUGCUCUGGAAAUGAGAAUACCCUUACACAGUGCUUACACAGAGAUCUGGGAAAACAUGACUGUGGUCAUGGUGAAGACACUGGUGUUGUGUGUACAGGUGAUCUGCAGAUGCCCACCCUUACCAUUAUCUCUCAUUCAGUUGUGUCUCCUGGAGAAAACAUUCAGUUCAGAUGCACAACACCUAAUCCAAGAUGUCAUGUAAAUGCUGAAUUCCACCUGUUCAGAAACAGAUCAUCCCAAAUAUCCUCUGAAACAAGUGUAUCUAGUGUGACUUUCAAUCUGACUGUAGACGUCUCACAUCAGGAUCAGUACAGCUGUGAUUACUCUUACAGGAAUGACACCAUCAAGUCUUCCAGGAGUAACACUAUUGAAAUCACUGUAGGUUAG